Nelumbo nucifera (sacred lotus) is the source of this 1458-nucleotide messenger RNA. NCBI's taxonomy places the organism in Eukaryota, Viridiplantae, Streptophyta, Magnoliopsida, Proteales, Nelumbonaceae. The record is from RefSeq and is a predicted model, not a curated record.
AUGGGAAUUGCAGACAGACUAAGGAGGUGCUUACCCAUGCUAGAUUGCAUCACCAACAUGCUCCACCUUCAACAACUCCACGCCCAUAUCAUCAAAACAGCCAUGGACACAAACCCAUUAGCUCUCCACAAGCUCCUGGCCUUCUUAUCCAUUGCUGAUAAUGGUGACUUAAACUACGCUUGUCUAAUGCUAACCCACGUCGAGAAUCCARCCCAUUUCAUGUGGAAUACCAUAAUUCGAGGAUUUUCACAGAGUCAAGAACCCGAAAAGGCUCUCCUCUGGUACUCUAUAAUGACAAAUAAAGGAGGUGUUGGUGUUCUGCCAGAUAAAUUCACAUUCCCUUUUCUACUCAAAGCUUGUUCAAGAUUGUUGGAUCUAAGAACAGGCCAACAAGUGCAUUGCCAGAUUGUGAAGCUCGGGCUUUUGCUUGAUUUACACGUCGAGUCAAGUCUUUUGUACUUCUAUACAAGUUGUGGAGAAUUGGACCUUGCUAAAACCAUCUUCUAUGGACUUGGGUACAGAAGUUUUGUGACAUGGAAUUCUAUGAUCUCUGGUUGUGUAAGGAGUGAGAGAUGGAGGGAAGCUUUGAGAAUUUUUUGUCAAAUGAGGUUGGAUAAUCAGAGCCCUGAUCAGUUCAGCUUAGUUAGCGUUGCUUCAGCUUGUGCUAAUAUAGGGGCAGUGUUCUUGGGUAAAUGGGUUCAUGGUCUUGCUUGUAGAAGUGGGUUCUGUGAGGUGGUUCCCUUGGGCAAUGCACUAGUCGACAUGUAUGGGAAAUGUGGCAGCUUCGUCGAUGCAUGCAAGUUGUUUGAUGAGAUGGCUGUGAGAACCAUUGUUUCAUGGAGCACCAUGAUCGAUGUAUGUGCCAUGCACGGGCGCGGUACACAUGCACUCUACUUGUUAAAUGAGAUGAAAAGAGUUGGCAUCAGGCCAGAUGACAUGACCUUCACCAGCAUCUUAUGUGCGUGUAGUCAUUCAGGACUGUUGCAAGAGGGGAAGAUGUGGUUUGAUAGAAUGAUCAGGGAUUAUGGAGUUGAGCCUAAGGUCCAACACUAUGGAUGUAUGGUUGAGCUUCUGGGGAAGGCGGGGCAAAUAGAGGAGGCUUAUAGUCUUAUUAGUGAAAUGCCCAUUGAGCCGGAUGCUGCUGUUUGGCGAUCAUUGGUGGGUGCUUGUCUGUUCCAUGGGGACCUCAAGUUGGCAGAGAUAGCAGCUGGUCGAUUAAGGUUGCUGGAUCCUGAUGAUGCAGGGGAUCUGGUAAUGUUGUCGAAUGUGUUUGCAACUUCAGAAAGAUGGGGUGAUGUGGAGAGGCUCAGGAGAGGAGCUAGAAAGAGCUUUGGUUAUAGUUUUAUUGAAGUAAAUAAUGUGGUUCAUGAGUUUGUAACCAGAGACACAUCACACCCUCAAGCUUGUUCAAUUUAUUUGUUGAUGGAUCAAAUGGUAGGGCAACUUAGAUGGCUUUGA